GUGUCCUGCAAGCAGCAAAGGGAAAACUUGGGGGCUCACAUGUCAAUCUUACUAAACUGUCCAUGAGCAAGCCUCUUCUGGGAGGUGGUGGAAGUGUUGGGCAAAGCAGGAAUGGGGAGCGGAAUGAGGGAAACCCAGCAGUUCUCUCUGCAGAGGCUGAGCUACGGAGAGAUGGUUUGGGGCCAUCGUUUUAUGAAGAGGAAGAAGACAGAGAAGUGGCUGAACUUAUGGGUGAGGAUGUUUUCGCUUCAAAUAUGGAUCUCCACUGGGCUCAGAAUCACCAAAUGGGUGGUGAUCCUCAGGACUGGCUUCGCAAUGAAAACCUUCUGCCACAUCAAACCAUAGAGAAGCUCACAAAGUGGACUGUGUACCAAGAUGAUGAACAUGCUCAAAAAAUUCCCAUACACAAUGGCAGGGGCCCAUGGGAAUCAGAGGAUCCUACUCAAAAUAUGUUGGAGGACAGACUCAACAGCACUCAGGUCCUCAUGCCAGGAAGUAGCCAGGCUGUGGAGGUGGAUGAAGUGGAGGACUUGUCACAAUUGCAAGAAGUGAGUGAGAGUUCAGUGCUGCUGAACCUGAAGAAGAGGUUUCAACGGGAUUCCAUUUAUACGUAUAUUGGCAAUAUGCUGUUGUCAGUCAAUCCCUUUAAGCCUCUGAAUAUCUACACAGAGGAACUGAGAGAGCAGUACCAAGGCAAAGAGAAGCACAAUAACCCACCCCAUGUUUACGCUAUCGCGGAUGCUGCCUUUUGCCAGUCCCAAAACUCCACCCAAGAGCAAUGCAUAGUCAUAAGUGGCCAGAGUGGAUCUGGGAAGACUGAAGCAGCCAAACUUAUUGUCCACUACCUAAGCUCCAUGUAUCAGGGUAGAAAUGACAACAUCCGUCAGCCAAUGGAUGUCUUGCCUAUAUUAGAGAGCUUUGGUAAUGCCAAAACUAUACUCAACAACAACUCUAGCCGUUUUGGCAAAUACCUACACAUACACAUACGGCAAGGUGUUGUUGUUGGGACUUCACUGUCAAAAUAUCUCCUUGAGAAAUCACGAGUUGUUUUCCAGGCCAAUGAAGAAAGGAACUAUCAUGUUUUUUAUGAGUUGCUGGCAGGGUUGAAUCAGUGGGACAAGCAGGAUCUGUAUCUACAGGGAGCCGAGACUUACUACUAUCUCAACCAGGGUGGUGUCUGUGAGCUGCAAGGAAAGCAUGACAAGCAGGACUUUUUGCUUCUUGUACACUGUCUUGAGACAAUUGGCUUACACGCAGAUCAGAUAGCCACCAUUUGGGCUAUCCUGUCAUCUAUUCUACAGCUAGGCAACAUCUGCUUCAGCUCAUAUGAGAGUGAGUCAUUUGAGGUGGCAAGGAUCUUUAGUGAGGCUGAAGCUCGGAGAGUGGGUAACUUAUUACAGGUGUCAGCUGAAGCCCUACAGACUGUUAUUACACACCGAGUCACAGAAACAACUUAUGACAGAAUCUACUGCCCCCUUUCUGUGGAAAGUGCCAUUGAAUCCAGGGAUGCCAUUGCCAAAGCCCUGUACUCUGUGCUCUUUGAUGGGCUGUUUGAACGCAUCAAUGAGUGGCUGAUCCCCACAGAGAUGGACAGCACUGUUGGCAUCGUGGACAUUUACGGGUUUGAGGACCUGGGUGUGAACAGUUUUGAGCAGCUGUGCAUCAAUUUUGCAAAUGAGCAGCUCCAGCAAUUUGUGAACAAAGCCCUAGUGUCACAGGAGCAGGAGGAAUAUAACUCUGAGCAGAUUCAGUGGUAUCCCGUGACCCUUCAGAAUUUCCACCCCUGUCUGGAACUCAUCUCUGCACGACCACAUGGCAUCCUUCGCAUCCUUGAUGACCAAACCUGCCUUCCGCAGGCUACAGACCACACAUUCCUGCAGAAAUGUCAUUAUCACCAUGGCAACAGCCCCUACUACGCCAAGCCCAAGAUUCCUCUGCCUGUCUUUACUGUGUAUCACUAUGCAGGAGCUGUCACCUACCAGGUUCACAACUUUCUGAACAAAAACCAUGACCAGUUUCGCCCAGAGGUAUUAGAGCUCUUUGCACGCAGUAGAUUGCAGAUGGUGUCAGGUUUGUUCCGUAAGGUGCAGGAGCGCUACAUCCAGCAGAGAGAGUUGGGCUUCAGAGGGAAAAGCUACCGGCACCAGGCCUCUACUGUAGCUGCACACUUUCAGCAGUCACUCACUGAGCUCAUCACACGGGUAGAGAGGUGUAAAACCACAUUUAUCCGAUGUUUUAAACCAAACUAUGUCAAGCUCCCUGGAUUAUUUGAUGUGGACUACAUCACUACACAGUUGAGACAUGGAGGAAUACUAGAGACUGUUCAUAUUAGAAAGGAGGGAUUUCCCAUUCGCAUCCCUUUCAAGUAUUUCAUGGAAAGAUAUGGUGUGUUGCUAACACAGCGGCCUAUACAGCUCUCUGAUAAAGAACAGGUGGUUUCCUUGCUUGAGGUUGUUGGCGCUGAAGAUAGUCAGUACCGACUAGGACGGACUAAGGUGUUUAUGAAGGAGUCUCUGUACCAGCUGGUGGAGGAGAAAUGGAGCAGCACUCAGACUUGGGCUGCCAUCACCAUCCAGAGGAACAUUCGUGGCUUCAUCUGCCGACGCAACUUUCGCUUCUUCAAACAGAAAGCCAUCGUCAUCCAGUCCCACAUUAGAGGUCACCAGGCCAGGAAGUAUUUUAAGAGACUAAAGAACUCCUUCACUCAGUUCUGGGCAACAAUGAUGAUUACCAGGAACACCAUCAAAAAACGACAUUGGAGGGAGCACGACGAGAGAACCAGAGUGAAACACACGACCAGAACCCAGUCUACCUAUUCAGGGAUGGAUGUGGGAAUGUUGGAGAUUCCGGCUGAACUAUCAGCCAGAUUGCGAAGUUCAGCAGGGCGUCCACAGGGGUCAGGCGUCACAGAAGUAGCCCCACCACAGGUGAAAGCAGAGCACAAACUCUCCCUGCCCCGUGAUAUUGACAGCAUCCCUUUCUCUCGAUAUGCCAACACAGUUCUGAAGGAUGGAUGGUGCCAGGCUCAGGGUCAGUCACUUCAGAGAUCACUCACCUCUCUGGAGCCAGAAGAUGCCCACACUGCCCUGGAGAUUUACAAACUGAUCCUGCGUUUCUGUGGAGACUCAGAGCUGACUGGCUGGCAGGAGCAGAUGUUGGGGAACUAUAUAGUGGAGAAAGGCCAGACCAGACCUUCACUCAGGGAUGAGAUUCUGGCCCAGCUAACCUAUUACACUUGGGAUCGGGAGGGUGAGGAGGGCUCAGUGAGAGGCUGGCUGCUUCUGGCCUGUUGCCUCAGUGCCUUCACCCCAUCCCCUACCUUGGACAAACCUCUUCUUAAGUAUGUGUCAGAUCGGGGUCCAGGAGAAUACCGCUCUCUGUGUCAGCAUAAGCUGCUCACGUCUCUCCAGCUGCCUGCGCCUGCCUGCAGACAUCAUCCACCCACUCAACUAGAAUGGACUGCCAAUCAGAGGAAAGGGAAGAUGGUUGUGGAUGUCAACACCUUCAAUGAGGAGACACUAACAGCAGAGGUGGAGUCCUGGACCACAGGAGAACAGCUGGCUUCCUGGCUCCUGAGCUUCAGGGGUGUUCCUGAGGCUGAUCGAGGCUGGUCUGUGUCUCUGCUGGCUGGAGAGGGCUGGACUGACCUGAAUGGUUCUGACUAUGUGAUGGAUCUGUUGGGUGGAGUGGAGGGUGAUGUUGCCUUGGGCCAGCCACCUGCCCACCCUGAUUAUCUCUUCAGUGACAUGGGGGACAGGGCAAUGCCCCCAGAGAUGGAUGACUUCAUCCCUCCUGCUCCGUCCAUGCAGGCUCCUGGCCUCCCUCCUUUUGAAGGAGCUCAAUGGGACACUUUUGGUCCACCUAGCAGAUCGCAGGGAUCCCGAGGUCCCCAGAUGGAUGCCUAUGUGGAUGAUCUUUUUGAUCCUGUGCUGGAUCAGGGUCCUCCGGACUUUGAACGUAUGGCCAUGCUGAACCGGAGAAUGAGGGGAGGAGGAGGGAUGCAGCCUAGCAUGUUUACUGGAGCAGGUGUUCCGAUGACAAUGCCAGGUUAUUCUAUGGGAAUGCCCAUGAAUCCAGCCAUGCCAGGCUAUGGUGCCGCACCAAUGAUGCCAAACAUGAUGGGUGCUGCUGCUCCCAUGCCUAUGAUGCAACCCAUGCCAGCUAUGAUGAUGCCAGGUGCCAUGCCCCAAACUCCUGUGCCUGCAACCCCCCCAGCUGUCAACCCACAGCAGCUGGCUGAACAACAACAAGCUUUCAUCAAUCAGCAAGCUUUGCUUAUGGCUCAGCAGAUGACACUGCAGGCUAUGACUCUCUCCCAACAGCAGCAGAUGGAGCAGCUACAAAAACAGCGCCAGCAGUCGCAGCAGCAACAGCAGCAGGCAGAGCAACGUCUACAGCCGCAACGUCCACAACCACAGCGCCCACAGCCGCAGCGUCCACAGCCACCCACUCCUCCAGCAGAACCUUCUCUUAUCCAUUCCCCUGCAGGUCAAACUACUAAGCCACCUGUGCAGCAAAACAUUCCAGAGCCUGCAAGAGAAGUUAACUCUACCAGCUCUAAUCAGCCAGAAUCCUUCCAGGAGAAGAGAGCCUUUUUCCAGAACAUUGGAGUUCAGGACACUCGUCCGAAGCCUGCACCAAAGGUUGCUAAACCACUGAUCUAUGCCUCUCCACCACAGACACAGCCCACCUCCCCAGUGAAGACUGAAGAAGUGAGGCCACUUCCAGAGCCGCCCAGACGAGCAGAAUCACCACAACCGAAAAGGGAAUCUCCUCCAGCCUCGCCGAGUAAAACAGAGCCCAGCAGUAACAUCCGAGAAAUCAUCAAAAAGUACCAAACUCGGCCUCCUCCAGAGCCCAAGGCCUUUGAGCCUGUCAGGGUUCCUGCCAAGCAGUUUAAAAAAAAGAACGACCCUAAAGAGGAAGCGCUGGCCAUUCUGAGAGCCAAAGGGCCGGUCACCCAGCAGAAGAAACAGUGGUCCCCUCCUCCACCUCCCCAAAAAGUGCCCCCUGCACCCCCACUUGAGCCUGAAAAACGUUCUUCUCGCUCCAUCUCUAGCAGCAUGCGGCAGAAGCAGCGCUCUCUAGCUGACCUCUUUAGCUCUCAGGCCCCGCCCCUACUCCCACCUCCACCUCCUCCAGGCCCCUCCCCAUCUCUGCCCAUUGACAUCCCUGAGCCACCCCCGACACCUGCACCUGGACUGAAUGAUCUUCAGAGAAUGGCCAAUGAGGAGAGUGUUCAGUCUCAGCUGCACAAGUUUUCUGCCAGUGUCUACUUCUCCUAUUCACAAAUGCCUGGCAAGCUUUUCCUGCGCAAAGAGUUGUUCUACCCCAGAGAGAAAUUCAAUCACCCUUACAUUCUUAAUUUACUGUGUGAGCAGAUUAUGAGAGACACCUACUCAGAUUCCUGUGUGAGAAUUUCACGUGAAGAGCGACGCAAAAUGAAAGAUCUGCUGGCGAGUUUUCACAUUGGAACGAGCAUCAGAGCUGUGCAGGAUGAUGCUAUGAAGAAGAGGGUUGUCAUGGCAGCAAGAGACAAUUGGGAAAAUUAUUUCUCACGCCUCUUCCCUGUGAAAGGUGGAAAUGGAGGUGACGCUCAGAUUCUUGGUGUUUCUCACCGUGGCAUCAGACUGCUGAAAGUGGCCAAAGCAUCAGGCAUCAACCCAAAACACCUAAAACUGCUGCGUAGCUACAGUUAUGCAGAGCUGUUGUCUGUGGAGCAGCAGGGUGCUGGGACAGUUCUGAUCUGUCUGAAAAGUGAGGAAUUACAGCUACACUCCCCACAAGCUCCUCAGAUCACUGCUGUUGUGCACCUUUUCCUUGCCGAACUCACUAAGGGCUCAGAGUAUGUUGUUGCUCUGAAGAGCUAUGUGACAGAUGACAAGAGCCUGCUUAGUCUCCAGAGAGGCGACAUCAUCAAACUGCUACAUGUGGAUGGGCUCCAAGAAGGGUGGAGUUUCGGCUCAGCAGGAGGACGCUCUGGUCUCUUUCCUGUAGACAUCACUCAGCCUUCUGCACCACCAGACUACCACAGCACCUACAUGGAGCGCCAGCUCGAGAGGAGAAAAAGCAUGAGGGUCUCUGGUAGCUCAUUAGCGCCCCCCACUGGCCGCUCAUCUCAGGUCAGCAAGCCUAUGGGCUCGGGGGCCAGCGAGCGCAGUGUGGAGGAGGGGUCAAUCCAGGGCUCAGAGUUAGACCUCCAGCACCACCACAUGACUGCAUUUGCCAUGAAGUACUUCAGAGAAGCUAUUCUAAGACCGAAUGAGCGAGGUCAACCCAAUGGAGUAAAAAGCCUUGAAGAGAUGGUGCAGUACACUGCAGAGCCCAUCAAAGAGUCUCUCAUCCUCUACUCAGACAAUGAACUCAAUGUUCUGGGUGUUCAGAGUUUCAUGAAUAUAAUGCAGUUCAUGACUGACAAGCCCAUGAAGAAGGACCAGACAGAAGGAAAAUGCGUGAACUACAUUCUACAGCUUGGAAAAGAGAAGGAGUUUCUUAGAGAUGAGAUCUACUGUCAGAUCAUCAAGCAGACCUCCAACAAUCCAGCCAGAGAGAGCUGUACUCGUGGCUGGCGCCUGCUGAACUUAGUCACUGGUUUCUUUCCAUGUUCCAACACAUUACUGCCUUAUGUAAUGCGCCAUCUACAGAGCUGCACUCAGGAUCCCAAUCACCCAUAUCAAGAGCUGUCUCGUGCAUGUGAAGAUAAUCUCAAACGCUCACUCACUUACGGAGGACGCAGACAUAUUCCUUCUCAUGUGGAGAUGGAAGCUAUUUUGGCUGGACGUAGUUCCCGGCGUCUGCCUAUCCUGCUGCCAGGUGGAGUUGAGUUUCCAUGCAAAGUUCGCAGCUUCAGUGUGGCGCAGGAGGUAGUGUCAGACGUUUGCACGGAGAUGGGUGUGAAUAUUCCAGCUGAGGUGCAAGAAUUUUCCAUCCAUGCCACCCGGAGACAGGAUGGAGAAGUUCGUCCCAUUCACCCAGACGAGUAUCUGUUUGACUUCCUGCUGGAUGACAACUCAAUCAUCCUCUCCUUCCAUCGGCUUCUCUGGCAGCAGCCCCUGCACUUUGACAAUGAACUUUAUGUGGAGUUUCAUUACCAGCUGGCUCUGGCUAAUUAUCUGGAUGGAAAACUCCUCUUGCUCGGCAAUGCUUCCCCAGUUCAGCAGCAGGUGGCAGAGUUGGCUGCUCUUCAGCACCUCGCUCUGGGCUUAACUCAGCUGCCUACUAUGCAAGUGGUGAAGGAUUAUCUUCCCCGGCUGAAUGGAAUCAGUCACAGUGAACUGUACAGUGCUACACUGGCACAGCUGUCUGUCAUCACAUCUCUCAAACCCCUUCAAGCCAAAGUGCGCUUCCUCAAGAAUGUAAGUUCACUGCCCCUGUUUGGCUCCAGCAUAUUCACUGCUCAGAAAGUCAGCCAUCGCGGUUGCCCGUCUCCCUGUGUUGUGGCCAUCAACUACGAGACCAUCAGCAUCAUUCACCCUCAAACACAGAUGGCAUCCUUAACAAUCCCACUGGAGGAGGUGCAGUCCUUGCGCUCUCUUCGUCCCAAAAAAGAAAAAGUGCCAGCAGUGGAAAUCCACUUUGGUGAUAAAUCUCAAGUUAAAACCAUCACUAUUUUUCUGAAACAGGCAAGGGAGAUGUGCCACGUCAUUGCUGUAAUCAUGGAGGUGCUGGUGAGUCCACCUGUCAGUGGCUCAGUAUCCAGCCGUACAGGAACCCCUCUGUAACACCAUACUCACAUGUAC
Messenger RNA from Colossoma macropomum (tambaqui), 7739 nucleotides. RefSeq names its product myosin XVB (gene myo15b). Gene Ontology annotation, molecular function: cytoskeletal motor activity; protein binding; ATP binding. Lineage: Eukaryota; Metazoa; Chordata; Actinopteri; Characiformes; Serrasalmidae. Gene Ontology annotation, cellular component: cytoskeleton; myosin complex. The record is from RefSeq and is a predicted model, not a curated record.